AUGUCACAAGUCUUCCAGCCGGGCCCCCCCUCGCUUGCCAACGACUCCUCGAUGCUGUCCCGCAGAUUCGGCAAGGAGGUCAUCAACUACUACGGCGGCGGCCUGCUGAACCGCUUCUCGUUCCUGCGCGGCGACGCCCCCUUUAUCCGGCGCGCGGCGGCGUCGCCGUCUGCGCGGUUCGUGGCGCUGCGGGACUUGAACCCGCUGGUUGAGGAUGCGCGGCGGCUGGCGCACUUCAAGCUCGACGAGGUGAAGCCGCUACUGUUGUCGAGCAGUGCUACUAAGGAGGAGGGGCUGUUUGAGAAGACGGAUGAGGAGAGGGCAAAGGGGUUUGAUUCGACGAGGACGAG
Molecule: messenger RNA, 350 nt
Organism: Trichoderma citrinoviride
Lineage: Eukaryota; Fungi; Ascomycota; Sordariomycetes; Hypocreales; Hypocreaceae
Exons: 1
Source: RefSeq, a predicted model, not a curated record